Messenger RNA from Hylaeus volcanicus, 3663 nucleotides. Its product is annotated as acetyl-coenzyme A transporter 1. Gene Ontology annotation, cellular component: membrane. The transcript is spliced from 8 exons. Gene Ontology annotation, molecular function: acetyl-CoA transmembrane transporter activity. NCBI's taxonomy places the organism in Eukaryota, Metazoa, Arthropoda, Insecta, Hymenoptera, Colletidae. The record is from RefSeq and is a predicted model, not a curated record. The coding region runs from base 697 to 2244 and encodes 515 amino acids.
GCCGCAAGGAGCGUUUAUAAAGAAAUCGAACAUAGUGUCGAGUCGGUCUUAUAAACUACGCGUGUCACCGAUAGGCGCGCUAUUUCUGCGUCUCCAUGGUCGAAUCGUUAGUUUAGCAGUGAUAGCUUACACGUGACUUUAAGCGUAAAAAAGACAAACUAUAGGACAACCGAGUACAACUGACGUGUCCUUAAUGCAGAACAACGUGGCAAAUCUAAACCGUUGCAAGUUUAUCUGUUUAGUUCUUGAGGCGACGGAGCCAAGACAGUCAUGAAUCCUGUCCUACAACUAUAGCUUGUACAACAAAUACAACAAAAAUUUACAUCUUGCCGAGAUAUCAUUCACUGGCUUCGCGUACAGUACCGUUUUACAAGCAGAAUUAAGGUUAACCGUCGGUAAUGACCACGUCAAUGUUGUUACUUCUGUCACAACAUAAAUAAUUCAUUUUGUUUUCGUGCAAGUGGUUCUUCCGUUAGGAAAUGACUGCGUGUCAUUUGAUCGAGGGAUUCAAGUCCGGAAAAUUUUGGAGCGGUGUAUCGAUACUUACGCUCUAACUCAUGAAACGUAUAAUAUUGUUGUUAAAAGUAAGCGUGACAAAGUUCGGCAGUUGACGUGCGCGUUAGAGGAACAUCUGUUCCAUCGAGAAUCGGUUCUUAACGUGUAUGAGAUUGUGAUUGAUUACUUUCGUCGUUCUCCAUGGGUCCAAGAAGGAAAAUGACGAAGGAUGUCAGCGCCGAGGAUGGAGUCCAGGAGUAUAACCAUAUACAAGAACAUUCCGAUUUACGAGGAGACGAGAGAAAUAUAGCUGUUCUCUUAUUUUUGUACCUGUUGCAAGGCAUACCAUUAGGCUUAUGCGGCUCCAUUCCUAUGUUACUGCAAAACAGAGGUGUUUCGUAUCGUCAGCAGGCUGAAUUUAGUUUUGUUCAAUGGCCCUUCUCAUUGAAAUUGUUCUGGGCGCCGAUAGUGGACUCUGUGUUUUCCCAAAGAUUUGGAAGACGGAAAACAUGGUUAAUUCCUACUCAGUAUUUAAUGGGUUUCUUUAUGCUCCUUUUAUCAAACCACAUAAAUCAAUGGCUAGGUGAUGAAAGUACAAAGCCCAAUAUAGAAAUGUUGACCAUUUUAUUCUUUGCCCUGAAUGUCCUUGCUGCUACACAAGAUAUAGUAGUCGAUGGUUGGGCCCUAACAAUGUUAAAAAGAUGUAACGUGGGUUACGCGUCAACGUGUAAUAGCGUGGGACAAACUGCUGGUUAUUUUAUUGGCUAUGUACUUUUCAUGGCAUUGGAGUCUGCUGAAUUUUGCAAUAGUUAUUUAAGAUCCACUCCUUCCAGUGAGGGCAUAGUAACAUUACCUGGGUUCCUUUAUUUUUGGGGUUGGAUGUUUUUAAUUGCAACUACUUUGGUUACAUUUUUCAAACACGAGGAUUCUGAGAAAGUACACAGAGGGGAAGAAUUAAAUACAGAUAUCAAACAUGCGUACAAAUUACUUUGGAAUAUCGUCAAAUUGCCGUCUAUAAAGACGCUUAUUAUAUUCCUGUUAACUGCCAAGAUCGGGUUUUCCGCGUGCGAUGCUGUAACUGGUUUAAAACUAGUAGAAGCGGGUAUACCGAAAGAAAAAUUUGCUCUUAUGGCUGUGCCUCUGAUACCUUUACAGAUAUUAUUACCAUUAGCAAUUUCAAAGUACACAGUUGGUCCAAAACCCAUGGAUGUGUACAUAAAGGCAAUGCCUUAUAGACUAGCCUUUGGACUGGUAGCAGCAUUUUUGGUAUGGGUAACACCAUACGUAGCGAGUGGUGGACAAGUUCCAGCAUACUACUUUGUAGCUCUAAUAGUUCUCUAUUUAAUACAUCAGGUUUUCACAAGUAGUAUGUUUGUGGCGUCAAUGGCGUUUUUCGCAAAAGUUAGCGACCCCGCCGUCGGUGGUACUUACAUGACGUUGUUGAAUACGUUAUGUAAUCUCGGGGCUAACUGGCCAGCAACGGCGGCGCUUUGGUUUGUCGAUCCAUUGACGUUUCGACAGUGCAGCACCGAUCCCUCGAAUGACUGUAGCACAAUUUCGGAAAGAGAGCUCUGCACGAACACGCACAACGGCGUUUGUAAUAUGCAGCUCGACGGUUAUUACAUAGAGAGCAUCUUAUGCUUGAUCAUAGGGUUCGCUUGGCUCAGGUGGGGCCAACGAAAACUGGAGGUCUUGCAAGCGAGACCGAUGUCUGCUUGGAAAGUUAUUCUUUCGAAGCAGAACAGAUAACAGUAUUGAAUCGAUGUUGCAACUCGUUGACACGGUACUUGUAAAUAUAUUAGGAAUGUAUACAAUUUGACUACGCCCAUACCGAUCGUAUGCCGGCUAUGUGUCGGGUAAUUUUCCCGGACGUCUACCAAGUGUUCCAAUUUUUUUAACGCAACACGAACCGAGUUUGUGAACCUUUUUUUUUUUUUUAAUUAAAUUUGUACUUUUCCAACGAACAAUACUUGAAUACAUGAAAAAUAUUCGUUACGAUGAAGUAACGUUUACAGGACAUUCGAUGCCUGAUUUAUAACGAAGAUUUACGCGAGAUUCAUUUACAUUUGGCACAAUAUUACCAUUAACCAAGUACUGCGUACAUUGUGAAAUUAUUUUAGCCGUGUGUGAGUGUGUCGUAUAUUUAAUAACGACAUGUAGUUUGCAUCGCGCAUUACAACUCCAUUCCUUGUAGGUAUACAGGGUGCUUCGAUAAUGGCGAUACAAUUAGGCCAGUGAUUUCCCACGAAUGAUAAGCGAAGAAUAAAAUUUGUUCAUACGGGUUUUCAUUUUCAAGAAAAUCGAGUUCGUGAAAUUUAUACAUAGUUUAUGUAUAUAUAUAUAUAUAUAUAUAUAUAUUAUCAAACUCGAUUUUCUUGAAGAUAAAUUGUUCGUAAGGCAAAAUUUUCGUUCGACUUAUUUGUUCGUGAAAAAUCACUCGGUGUUCCGUUGUACCACCAUCGCCGGAACAUCCUGUAUAUUGUAUCGACAUGUUGCUCAUAAUAAAAGGUAGAACUUUUUAUGCGAAUCGCGUGUGUUAUCCUUCCACGAAGGUUAGUGGAAAUUUAGUUAGGAUGUAAAAUAUGUAAUAUAUCGCACUGGUUUAUAUUUAACGAUACGUACUAUUGGUCUUGGACAGUUUAAUCAAACAGUUGCGUUUGUUCGCAGUACUUAUAAGUCUCUAUGUAUAAGUACAUGAUGUUAAUAAAAGUUUUCCAUACGAAGAGCUUGGUAGUCUUACCUUCCUUGUGUGUGCGUGCGUGGGUGUGUGUGUGUGUGUGUGUGUGUGUUUUACACGUAUGGGACGUGUAUCAUUUGUUCAGGAUGGACAGAGAAAAAAAAUAAGGAAACUGUACGAUCAUCUUAAUAUGGUAACCAAUAAUUUUAUUCUGUUUACUAUCCCAUCGCAAAAGGAACCGAAAAGAUGAAACGGUAUCUACCGCAUGCACUUAAGUAUUAUCUACCACUUGCGCUUAAAUACGUCUUGAAAUAUUUACAAGGCACGUUUAGAGUCGUUUGAGAGUCGUUCGUUAUAUAUCUUUAUCCGCUGCUUUUUUUUGUUUCUUUUCUCUUUACUUACAACAGCCCGGUCGCAAAUCUGCCUUGCGAUCAUCCUUGUUAUACGUUGCUCUUUUUUUCGGGUGCUUCAUUCCCGGUUGCAUGGAUCCG